GCUCAUGCGUCGUGUGCGGCCGUCGGGAUUUCCGGAGGACGCGUCGGAGAUCGAGGUCACGGCCUCCUUGUACAAUCCUGAGAUCGCCCGCCUAACGGUAACGUCAUCCGAGGACCUGUACCGCACCAGCGUCCCCUCGGUUCCCGAUCAGCACGAGGCCACAUCUCGCCUGGUCACCGUGUACACGACCAAGCUGGGCGACAUGGUGGUCUAUAGACCGGGAGACCGGCAGAUACUGUUCGAGACCGACCUGUCCCGACUAGGUGUACACUCCCCGGUUCGUGCAGCUGGUGACGCUUGUACCGACCACGAAACUGUACGGCCUCGGAGAAAGUAGGGGGCCCCUGGAGCGCAGCAUCGUCCGGCCUCACGUUGGGUUUAACCGGGACCUGCGA
Dermacentor silvarum is the source of this 395-nucleotide messenger RNA. RefSeq lists its product as uncharacterized. The transcript has 3 exons. The record is from RefSeq and is a predicted model, not a curated record. NCBI's taxonomy places the organism in Eukaryota, Metazoa, Arthropoda, Arachnida, Ixodida, Ixodidae. Bases 5 to 337 code for a protein of 110 amino acids.